AUGCUCGCCGGGGGGAGCCACGUUUCAUCCCCUUGGAUUGCGUUUCGUAGGUCCCUCUCGUCCACGUUGUUUCUGAUGCUCGCCGGAGACGAUGGCAAACCACUCGAGAACGGCGAGCAGCUUUCCCAACGCCUCGCCUUGCACUACAUAGACUGGAUUACAUACCACACGGCCACGGCGGUGAUCUGUGGUGGUGGCAUGGUCCCGAACGGGCGGUUAUACGGCAUACGAUCCUACGCCUGUACGGUGCUAAGCCUGGAUAAGAUAGAGGGCUUGGCUGUGAUCUCGAUGCGUGCCCUGGACGAGAUCCUCCCAUACGCCAAGAUCAGAUUAAUUUGCAUGAAACGCGUGGAAUUGGCUGAUCAUAUCACAACCACAUGGUACCCCCUUGAACCCUUGAACAACCUCGAGAGCUUUGACUGUGAUGGUCUCGAGAUGAGGUCAUUAUCGGCUGCCCUCUGGUUGCACUUGCUGAGACUAUUGGCCCUCCGUGCCCGCAGCCGUUUGCCAUACGGAGUCACCGUCCCCGUUCUCCGGGAGGCAGCGUUACGGAGCUUGGUGGCUACGGGGCCAGAAGGCGGAGGGGAGGGUCCGGAGAUCCGAAACAGCCAGGCCAACAGAGCGCAGGAAGAGAGGCCAAGAGAUCAAGUCAAGAGGAACCCCGAUAUAUAA
Molecule: messenger RNA, 672 nt
Organism: Trichoderma citrinoviride
Lineage: Eukaryota; Fungi; Ascomycota; Sordariomycetes; Hypocreales; Hypocreaceae
Exons: 9
Coding region: 1-672 (223 amino acids)
Source: RefSeq, a predicted model, not a curated record